AUUUCUAGAUAAAAACGGCAACUCUUUCACUGAUCGCUCAGUAACCUUCGAACACAAGCACCGAGAAGGACUUACGUACGAUAAAGUGAUACUACAUGUAAAAAGUGUGAAAGUAAUAUAUUUUGAGUAAGAAUGACCUGUGUGGAGAAUGCGCAUAAACGCAGUGAGAGCUUUAGAAGAACACUAAUAGUGCUUACGAUUACGUCGGUCAUUGGCGCAGCGAUUGCACAAAAUGAUCAAUCUCCAGUGGUGAACAUUCAAGGGUUGGGAUCAGUGAUGGGAAUCAUGGGCAAAACGGCUUGGACUUCGAGACCCAUCUACAAGUUCUUCAACAUCAAGUAUGCAGAGGCACCAGUUGGAGAACAGCGCUUCCGUGCUCCAGUCAGUGUACUACCCUGGUCCGGAGUGAAGGACGUUACCGCUCCUGGACGAGGAUGCCCACAGUCUCGAACCCUCUCUGCCGAAGACCCAGACGCCGAGGAUUGUCUGACGCUCUCCGUCUAUUCCAACGAUCUUCUGGCUAACCGUCCUGUCAUGCUCUAUAUUCACGGAGGUGCCUUCGUACUCGGUUCGGCAGAGCGUUUCGGACCGGAAUAUUUGCUCGAGAAAGACAUCGUCCUUGUCGUUAUUCAGUACCGUUUGGGUACGCUCGGAUUUCUCUCCACGGGUACCGAGCGCAUCCCCGGUAAUGCCGCCAUGUACGAUGUGAUGGAAUCUCUUGAGUGGGUAUCUCGUCACAUCCGUCACUUUGGUGGAAACCCACAGGACGUUACGAUCUUCGGUGAGUCCGCUGGAGGUCAUGCAGUAUCCGCAAUGUUACACAGUCCUCGAGUUCGUGAGGGUCUGUUCCAUCGCGCCAUCAUCCAGUCCGGAACUGUGUUCAUGCCGUGGGUUAUCUGUCAAGAUCCUACCGAGGGAGCCUACGACAUCGCUAGAAUCAUUGGAUGUCCCAUGACUACUCCUACCGAGAUCGAUAACUGCCUCAAACAGGCAUCUGUUCGGGACCUCGUUCAAGCGCAAGACCAACACAAGAAAAAUGAGUUCAGCUCCCCGGGAUACCCGAAGGUCGCCGGAGCUUGCAUCACCGUCGGUGGACCUUCCGGAGCCCAAAGUUUAAUGCCCGUACACCCCAAGGAGUCUACCUACUUCCGAGACGUUCCGAUCAUCUUCGGUAUGAACUCUCAGGAGGGUCUCAUCUUCUUCAACGAAUAUUUCCAAUAUGCCCUCAACUCGCAACAAAUUGAAUUCAAAGAUCAUUGGGACUUCCUGGAGUUUGUAAAAACGGUCAAUGUGAAAUUCGGAUCGUCCGCCUUCGUCGAUGCAGUCGUCGGUUAUGAGCUCUUGAGCAAAGCCACCUGGGAGGAGAUGAGCCGUGCCAACUUCUCGGAACUUGUUCCAGUACUCAUUGAUAUUGCCGGAAACUUGGCCCUCAAGUAUGGAUCAGUAGAAGAGGCCAACCGAUUCGCUAAUGCACAUCCCGGACAAGUGUACCUCUACAACUUCGAUUAUGUUGGACCACCGUCUCCUAUGACGCCCGGUUUUCCAUAUGAUGUCCCGAACAGCGUCGGUCAUGGUGACGAGCUCAAGUUCCUGUUCCCCAUGUCAAACGUCCUCAAUGAAGAGCAUACACAAAUGGCUAAAAUCAUGGUCGAUCUAUGGACAUCCUUCGCGAUGACAGGAGUACCUGUGGCAAGCAACGUUAUUCAAUGGCCGACUGUAUCGAGACCAUACGGCCCCUACUUACGAUUGGUGAAUCCACCGGAAAGGAAAGAGUAUUUUGUUCACGAGCUUACUAAUACCGUAGUGAAGGCUAGAGAAAGCAAUGCAGGCAUUCAAAUGCAGUUUUCUCUUCUAUCGAUCUUUCUAACACUUCUGGUUGCAGUUAUUCGAUGAAACAUCAAACCAAUCGAAUGAUUUAAUACGUUGUUUUAAGCUUAGCCACACACUGCAUUAGAAUUAUCCCCAGUCACACGAAUUCCAGCAUUUGUCAUCCUAUUUACGUCACUCAUAAUACCUCAGACCAGACAUGUUACUGUUCCACCCCAGUGUGUCCAAUCGCCACUGAAAUCAUAAUAAAACAUACAUAAAAAUGA
Anopheles stephensi (Asian malaria mosquito) is the source of this 2093-nucleotide messenger RNA. Its product is annotated as esterase E4-like. The record is from RefSeq and is a predicted model, not a curated record. The transcript is spliced from 5 exons. Lineage: Eukaryota; Metazoa; Arthropoda; Insecta; Diptera; Culicidae. Bases 133 to 1893 code for a protein of 586 amino acids.